GAAUUCCUGUGACUAUGGAUUUCAAAUUUAAAUGCUGGAGGAGCUAACACAGCUGCUUUUUUAGAAGCUGUGAUCGUUUCUGACGAAAUGCAGGCACAGGUUGCAAUGGGACACCCCAUGAUGUAUGCCCCAGUUGCCGUGGAUGCCAGCAAGGCUCCUCCUCGGAGGGGUAAGAGUGUGGAGGACCUGGUGAGUGACAGGUGGGAGAAAGAUAGAUACCUCCAAAUGCAGAUGCACUAUCAGCAACCGCAGCAGCUACAGCAGCAAACCGUGUACCCAGAGGACUUCAGGCCUUCACCAGGAUAUUUGGAAAACCAAGGCUUUUUUGGGCAAGCCGGUGGCAUGCGUCAGACCAGCUGGGAAUAUGAGGACUGGGACAGGAGCCCAUACAGAGAGGGCUUUACACCGCAGAGCAGCCCUUACUUCUACCACUCACCUGAACCAAGAAUGCCACCUGAAAGGACUGGCAAGCACUGCUUUUAUGAGCCUAGCGAAGCUAUGAAAGACAACUUUCCUGACCACAGAGAUCAAAGGGACUAUGUUUGGAGCUCCCAAGCACAGGAUUAUUCAAACCGUACUAACCGAGACAGGUACGACUACUGGGACAUGGAUGAGUAUUAUGAUGAGAGGAGACCUAACAGCAGUCAGGAUCGAUAUGCUUACUCCAGUGAUGGAGACAAGAGGGAUUCUUAUGAUAAAGCACGUUACAGGGAUCGUUAUGAGGACCACAGAGGCUAUGAUUCCUAUGAACAAAAAAAAGUGGACCUCAAAGACAGCAAACGAAAGGAUUACUACGACACUAGGCAAAGGCAUAAAUAUGAGUACAGGGAUACAGACCACUAUGAAGGCAGAGAAGCUGACUGCUACGAUCGCGGAGAGAGGGACCAUUACCAAAGAGAGCGAGAUAACAACUCUAGGAAAACAGAUCGAUAUGCCUACAAAGAGAAAGAAAGCCGGGAUUAUAGAGAAAACGACAGGUAUGAUAGAAAGGAUAAAGAAGACGACUACAGAAAAGCAGACCACUACACCUACAGAGAAAACUCUGAUAGAAGAAGAAAUGACCGGUAUGAAAGAAAGGGUGAUAAAUACAACAAGACAGCAGAGCACUGUGUCUCCAGCGAGAAAGACUACGAUUAUAGACAAGAAAAUGACCGGUAUCAUAGAAGAGGUGAUGAGGAUUAUAAAAAACCAGAUCACUAUUCCAACAGAAAGAAGGAUAGCUCUGAUCGAAUAGAAAAUGACCGGAAUGAUAGAGAGGGCAAUCGGGGACAUAGGAAAGCAGAUCGCUAUGCCUACAGAGAGAUGGAUAAGUCAGAUAGAAGAGAUAUUAGCCAGUUUGAUAAAGAGGACGAUAAAGACUCCAGAAGAUUACAUCGCUAUGCCAGCAGAGAGAAAGACAGCAGUGAUCGAAAAGAAGUUGACCGGUACAGUAGAAGAGGAGGUCAAGAUCAUAGGAAAGCAGAUCGUUAUGACCACAGAGAAAAAGACAGUAGUGACAGUGGUGAUCCAAGAGAAGUGGACCGGUACAGUAGACAGAGUGAUAAAGAUUGUAAACAAGCAGAUCGUUACGCCCACAGAGAGAAAGACAGUAGUGAUAGAAGAGAAGUGGACCGGUACAGUAAACAGAGUGAUCAAGCUGAUAAACAAGCAGAUCGUUACGCCUACAGAGAGGAAGACAGUAGUGAUCGAAGAGAAGUGGACCGGUACAGUAAACAGAGUGAUCAAGCUGAUAAACAAGCAGAUCGUUACGCCUACAGAGAGGAAGACAGUAGUGAUCGAAGAGAAGUGGACCGGUACAGUAAACAGAGUGAUCAAGCUGAUAAACAAGCAGAUCGUUACGCCUACAGAGAGGAAGACAGUAGUGAUCGAAGAGAAAAUGACCAGUACGACAGAGAGGGGGGUCAAGACCAUAGGAAAGCUGAUCGCCAGGCCUACAAAGAAAAGGAUAGCUUAGAUCGGAGAAAAAUUGACCCUUAUGAGCAAAGGAAGGACAGUCUCAUUAAAUGUAGCGAAAAGGAUAUUGAUGAUCGUAGAAAAGUGGAGCACUAUAAACACAGAGACAAUCCAGAUGUUGAGCAUCAUGACAAAAAAGAGUCUGUUUCUAGUACUGAUCCAAGGGGCCAGGAUACUAAGUCUCAGAAAACAGACCAGAAUAAGAGUGAAAACAAGGCUCACUACGAACCUCUGGAGCAGGAUUUUGGUGAUCAAAUCCAAACAGACCAAGGAAGUAAUGAGGACCACAACCAGCUCAAAGAUGCUGAUAGUUAUGUUAAUAGAGACAUGGACAGCAGAGAACUUUGGUCAGAUGACUGUUACGAUAGUGAAGUAAAAGACACUUUUAGAGAUGAUGAAUGUGAACACAAAAGCAGGGACCACUACAAAGUAUCCAAGGACUAUAAACAAGAGGGGUACAGCAGUGACACUGGAAGUUGGAAGCACAGUAAGGAGUGGGAAAAGAAUAUUUACUACACACAAAAACACAAAGUAAGGGCCAUGAGGAGCUACGAGGAUCACCCCUCAAACACAGAGGACCCCAAAAAUGGGUCAAACAAUUACCCAGACUCAGGAAAACUGUAUACAGAAAAACUAGGCUGUACUCAAAAAGCACUUUAUGCAGGAUCACUGGACAGGAACAGUUUCUACAGAAGAACAGCACCUAGUUCAAUAAGGACCUCAGAGUUUGUCAUCAACCGGAAGCAGAAACAAGAAAUGACUCUUCUGUCAGCUCAGCCUACACCUGAAGAGUCCGCCUCAGCCUCAGCCACCACUACUGAAGAUCCAGAUCAGAGGAUGCUGGAGAAAAGGUCAAAAGUCAUAGAGGAGCUUCUGCAAACUGAAAGAGACUAUAUUAAAGAUCUGAACAUGUGCAGGACAGAGAUCAUCAUUCCCCUGAAGGAGAAACAGGUGCAAAAUGUAGACUUUGACGGCCUCUUUGGCAACAUCGACUCUGUGAUCGAUCUCUCCAGCCGGCUUUAUGAAGCACUUCAGGAUAAUGAUUGUAUUGGUACUGUGUUCCUGGACUUUAAAUCCGAGCUGGAGGAGGUGUAUAAGGUGUACUGUCAGAAUCAUGAUGAUGCUAUCAACCUGCUGGAGAGCUAUGAGAAAGAUGAGAACAUUCAGAAGCAGGUGCUGGAAUGCCUGGAGAACCUCAGAGUGUUAUACCAUGAGUGGGGAAAGGCGAACUAUAUUAAUCUCGGUUCAUUCCUAAUAAAACCUGUUCAGAGGGUGAUGCGCUACCCACUGCUGCUCAUGGAGCUCCUAAAUACCACUCCUGAGUCCCACUUUGACAGAAAGCAGCUUGCAGAUGCUGUGGCGUCUGUCAAAGAGAUCAAUGUCAACAUCAAUGAGUACAAGAGACGAAAGGACCUGGUAAUGAAGUACAGGAAGGGUGAUGAAGACAGACUCAUUGACAAGAUCUCCAAGCUGAGCAUGCACUCCAUCAUUAAGAAGUCCAACAGAGUGAGCAGUCAUAUCAAGCACCUGACUGGGAUUUCACCACAGGUCAAAGAUGAAGCUUUUGAUGAAGCUGAAAGGCGAUUCAGACUCCAGGAACGAUUGAUCAAAUCGUUCAUUAGGAAUAUCUCCCUCUAUCUGCAACACAUCAGGGAGUCGGCCUCAGUGAAGGUUCUGUCAGCCAUCAGUUUCUGUGAUAUUUACAAUGAGCGUCAGCAGCAGCUAGACCCUGAGCGCUUUCAGAGAGCCCACCGCUGUAUAAGUGACAAGCAGUUUACUGAGUUUAAGGAGAGGACCGAGGCUCUGAUCAUCUCUCCCCUCAAUCAGUUGCUUUCCAUGUUUGCUGGACCACACAAGCUGAUCCAGAAGCGCUUUGACAAGCUGUUGGAUUACGAUAACUGUAAGGAGCGAGCUGAGCGUCUAAAGGACAAGAGGGUGCAGGAAGAGCUUCAGGCAGCAAGAAAUAACUACGAGGCCCUGAAUGCCCAGCUGCUGGAUGAGCUACCUAAGUUCCACCGUGCUGCUGAGGAUCUCUUCACCAGCUGUGUGCGGGGCUUUGCCCAGGCUCAGAGAGACUUCAUACGUCACACACUGGGAGAGCUCACUCCUCUCCUGCAGUUGUCAGGAAUCGUUGGUACGGAGGGGAACCUGGUGUCACUGUUUCAGGAGGAGCACAGCCGAGUUCUCCAGCUCUUACAGAGUUUCAGCUUCUUUCCAGAGAACCUCCCCACUCCACGCAAGCCCUUUGAAAAGAAAACCGUGGAAAAGCAAACCUCUAAGAAGCAGCUUCUGAGCCCUCCAAACUACAUAAUGCAGACAGAUGAUAAUCGUACAGGGCUGCUCGCUAACUAUGGCCCAGAGAAACUCUACCAGGCUACCAGGAACUUCAAUGCAGCACAGGACCUGGAUGUUUCUAUACUGGAGGGGGACAUAGUGGGCGUCAUUAAACAGCAAGACCCCAUGGGUAGCCAGAAUCGCUGGCUUAUAGAUAAUGGUGCCACAAAGGGCUUUGUUUACAGCUCCUUCUUAAAGCCCUAUAACCCACGCCAGAGCCAUUCGGACGUUUCCAUCGAGAGCCAGUCGUCCAACGAGUCAGGAUAUGGUGGUUCCUCUCCUGUGUUCUCACGGCAAAACAGUAACAGCACAUUAACUUUUAACCCUGAGGCAUCCACUGUUAGCUUUCUCACAUCACCACGCCCUGCUCAGGACUCAGGGCACAGAGAUGCUUCACCACCAAGCUUACCGCCCAGCAAUCAAAGGGAUUUCAUCGAAUCCUCUUCCAGAAAUUCCACCAUUCAAGGAGAACUAUCAGAGACUGCUAUUCGUAAUGCUGCAAAUCACCGGGAUUAUUCAGAUCACCAGAAUCUUACCAGUUACAGAGACUCCAUUGACUCCAGUUACACCACUCCAGCCAAUUACAGAGACCUCUCAGACUUUUCAGAGACAGACUCUGUUUUGUCCAAUAGAAUCUCCAGACAUGAGGUGUCUCAGAGAGACACAGCGUAUGGUACUCAACAGAGAUGCAACGGUGAGACUUCAGUACAGCAAAAACAGUCUCAGUAUGCAGCUGAUGAGCACAUAGAUCCUGACCAGGAGAUGGAUGGCCAUCAGAUCUAUUACGCUGUUUACUCUUUUAAUGCACGAUGUGCGAAUGAACUGACCAUCUCGGCCAACCAGAGGGUGCGAAUCUUGGAGUUCCAGGACAUGAACGGCAACCAGCAGUGGUGGCUGGGAGAGGCAGGAGGACGAAGGGGCUACGUUCCCUCCAACUACAUCCGCAAGUCUGAAUAUACCUGAACAUAGGAUCAGAGGACAUAUGAGAGGCGGAGGACUGUUCAGAUCCACCAGAUCUCCACAAGUAUGUUCAGAUGCACAGAUCCAGAAAUCAAGGGACAUUAGUGUGCCUUUACUCUGUCAGAUAUGGGCUGAUGUGGUGAACUGGUUGUUGCUGCUUAUAGAAAGAAAAUGUGAUUUUUCAUCACUGCAUUUCUGACUUCUUUUGUUGAAUGUAACCUUUGAACUCUCACUGUGGUUUGGGAAAAGGUGGAGAGAUGAAGACCAGGAAUCAUGUUAGCACCUAACCGGGAGUUUUGAGCCAGGUUAAUAAUGAAUUGAUGGGUGGAUAUGUGUGCAUGACAUUGGCGUGAACAGUUUGAUGUGAAAAACAGAGUGUGUAUUAUAUUAGAGCUUGUGAACAAAAGCGGAUAAAGUGGGGUGUGGUAGAAAGGUCUUGGCUUGCUUGGGUGACAAUCAUUGUGCACCUAUAGACAGACACAUCCCUUAUUCAUCUAUUAAUCAUAUGAACACAAACAAGACACUCAACACACCAGAACAAGUCAUGAACAAUAUUUAAGUUUCCCGACAUGUGAAAACAUUUUAUAUAAUUCUUUUAUAUUUUUUUUUAACUUUUUUAUUUUUUAAAUGCUUUGUUUCUUAUGAUAAUCUCAGCUGUGAAUUAGUUUUGAGAUCUGAACCAACAAGGGUUUCACCAAUAAGAUGCACGAGUUCAGCCAUCGGUACCAAUGAGACCCCAAAGGUCUUUUGGAUGUGUGGCAGCACCAAAUACUAUUUAUGACUCUCAUUCAUCUGUUAUGAAGUAUCGUAACCAUGUAUUUACUGUACUCAAGUGUCAAGCAACUUGUUCCUUUGUCAUUUGAAUAAAGCAUCUGAGAAAAGAAA
This is a messenger RNA of Trichomycterus rosablanca, 6132 nucleotides long. RefSeq names its product dynamin binding protein (gene dnmbp). The transcript has 14 exons. NCBI's taxonomy places the organism in Eukaryota, Metazoa, Chordata, Actinopteri, Siluriformes, Trichomycteridae. The record is from RefSeq and is a predicted model, not a curated record. Gene Ontology annotation, biological process: intracellular signal transduction; cilium assembly. The coding region runs from base 88 to 5250 and encodes 1720 amino acids. Gene Ontology annotation, molecular function: protein binding; guanyl-nucleotide exchange factor activity. Gene Ontology annotation, cellular component: cytoplasm.